AUGGCGAAUCCUGUGCUCAAGCCGUCACCUGUAACCGCGGACGCUCCCAAGCCAGCGGCAUCCACGGUGACCAGAAUCAUCGACGACCGACGUGACGCUGUCCGUGCUCAGCGAAUUCCAUGUGAUGUCGGAGAACGGGAGCCCACUAAAAGUCAGCUUGGUCACACAAGCAGUGACAUUACUCAGCCUGAUCCUGCUGCCACCGCAGCCACCGAGCCAGCCGAGCCCGUACUCAAGGCUGCCACUGCUACAGCUCGCAGCAACUCAGAGUUCGCCCCCUCCGAAACCGAAUCAAAGACGUCGAAGCAGUCCACUUCGGUAGCACAGACACAGACGUCCACAGAGGAGCAGAACACCACAAACAAGACCUCAGCGCCGGAUCCGACUUCUCCACCAACAUCGAAUGUCGCAGCAGCGGGAAACGUUGGCAAGCGCCUACCAAAACCGACGGUACCCCUCGCACAGACGCUUGCGGAAAAGAAAGCCCUCGAAGUCGGAUAUCCGCCCCCGCGCCCUGGCGGCUUUCUCUUCACCUUCGCAACCAGCCCGCCAAAAGAUGACAAACACGAAGACAUCAUGACAAUGGCUUUACACUUCAUGACCAACGCUGAAUACCCGUCAACCCACCUCGUGAUCCGCAAUGGCGCCCAUCAAACUAAGCAGGACAAGCAUAAGCAUCUCACGUUCACAACGAUGGACUUUGGCGGCAACUUCAGAACUGCUCAUAUGUAUACCUGUGGUCGCAAGAAGCCAUUCUGGAGUGACCCUAGGAAGAAGAAAGGCCAUCCUAAAAUCCAGAAAGAGUGGGCUUUUAUGCCAUACUCGCGUACGGCGCUUCCAAGCGACGCAUCGUUGGAGGAGCUCAAUGAAGAGUUCCGCCAGAUAAGAGCCCAAGAAGCUGUCAAGUACCAGAUCGCUCGCUCUGCAUUGCACUCCGGCAAAUCGAUGCGGCGUUCAUAUGGCGUCACGAAACCCAAACCGAAGAGCGAUCCGUUGUCGAAGAUAUUUCGUGGCCAGAGCGGUUGUGCUUGA
Molecule: messenger RNA, 1032 nt
Organism: Cyphellophora attinorum
Lineage: Eukaryota; Fungi; Ascomycota; Eurotiomycetes; Chaetothyriales; Cyphellophoraceae
Exons: 1
Coding region: 1-1032 (343 amino acids)
Source: RefSeq, a predicted model, not a curated record